Messenger RNA from Fundulus heteroclitus (mummichog), 2134 nucleotides. It is a transcript of the gene pde6d, whose product is annotated as phosphodiesterase 6D, cGMP-specific, rod, delta. The coding region runs from base 240 to 692 and encodes 150 amino acids. The transcript has 5 exons. Lineage: Eukaryota; Metazoa; Chordata; Actinopteri; Cyprinodontiformes; Fundulidae. The record is from RefSeq and is a predicted model, not a curated record. Gene Ontology annotation, biological process: sensory perception of light stimulus. Gene Ontology annotation, cellular component: cytoplasm.
AGCGACUGUGACACCUAAAUUGGCUGAGACCGUUGUCUGUUGCCUUUGAGUGUGUUUAGCUAAUUAUAUUAGUGGAAUCGGAUUUAUUCUGUAGUCCAACUGUUCAUGUUUCAUUGUUCGGGCCUGUUGGUCCCACUAUUCCAGGACAAGAUUUGGUUAGCUAGGCUAAGUUGACGGCAGUUUAGCUAUUGUGCAAAGUCUGGAGAAUCCGCGCAAGGCAAAGAGAAACGACUCCUAAAAUGUCUUCGGACGAAGACAGAGCCAAGGAAAUACUAAAGGGCUUUAAACUAAACUGGAUGAAUCUUCGUGAUGCAGAGACGGGGAAAGUGCUGUGGCAAGGAACAGAAGAUCUUUCUGUGCCAGGGGUAGAACAUGAAGCUCGUGUCCCAAAGAAGAUCCUGAAAUGUAAAGCUGUGUCCAGAGAGCUGAACUUUUCUUCCACUGAGCAACUGGAAAAGUUUAGGUUGGAGCAGAAAGUUUUCUUCAAAGGACAGUGUUUAGAAGAAUGGUUCUUUGAAUUUGGUUUUGUCAUCCCAAACUCUACCAACACAUGGCAGUCUCUGAUAGAAGCAGCUCCGGAGUCCCAGAUGAUGCCAGCCAAUGUUUUAACUGGUAAUGUGAUCAUAGAGACCAAGUUCUACGACAAUGAUCUUCAUGUGAGUACUUCCAGGGUUCGCCUUUUCUACAUCUGAUAUCUGACCUUUGACACUACUUUCCAACCUGCUGACGUCCUGCCAAGAUCUACAAAUAAACAUCAAGUUUAGGUACAGUCUGCAGCCGUCACCAGCUUAUUACUGUCGUGGCUUAGGAUUUUUGGUUUGAGUCCUCUUUGCUGCCACCAUCACUUAAGUGAACUUUGUGUUUUGUUUCAUUUUCUGUUCGGAGAAUAAAAAUGGGGAAGAAAAAUUCCUUGAUUAAGGAUUAUGUCUCCAUGUUGUCCAAUCUAGACUUCUGCUGGACUUGAGGACAACUGAUUCCAGGUCAAGCCAUGAAAAACACCUUGCAUUUACUCAGGAACACCGUGGCAGACUUCUGCCGUUAUGUUGAAGAGAAAAGUCAGAAAUAAUGGUUCUAAUAUUUUCCAGUUAUUUUCUGAAGCUGAACUCCUAUUGGUUUAACUGAGAUUGAAAGUUUCAGCUGCAGAAAGCAACGGCACGCUAAGUUCGGUUCUUGGAUUAGAGUCUAAAUGCACAUGAUGUUGGAUGGAUGGUAAAAAAAAAAAGAAACACUCUCAUUCUUCUUAAUCCUGGCCUCAGUUACAUAGAUAAUCUGUUACCAGAGGGCCUACAACUCUUGAAUUUGAAUUUUAUGUUGACUAGAACUAGUUUCCCUGUACAUGGUGAGCUUUAGGCUUUCACCAAACCUAGUCCGGUGAUAAAUUGGAGUCACUGCUUACUUGGCACCAGUUUUCUUUAUCCGCCACUAGAAGAGGGUGUCUUUGUCACUGAUGAAAGAACAAAACCCUUGCUUAUAUCUGCACCAAACCUCUGAGGGGCUCAUGGAGGGUGACAAACCACUAGAAACUAGGCCUGAUGUGAGUAUCAGGCCCUUUUAGAAACCAUGCAGGUCAUUGGGUCCUGAUGACCUGUACCGGGUUUGUUCUGAAGAAGUCUUUCUCGGAGCUGCUUCCAGAGUCAGACACACUUCUGAUAACAAGACUCAUACAGAACAGUAGUUGUAGGGCUCUGAGAAAUAAAUGUUGACACCGUCAAACACACAAAGAAUUGGAUCAUCCGGACUGUCUUCAGAUACUAUUACAUACUGUUGGGAUGAUGUUUUUGGAAGGUAAGGUGUGACGUUCACCAGCAAACAAAUAGUUUUUAUUGCAGUUAUUUAUGCUCUUUUGCUUUGAUGUCAAAGGCUAACUUCAUUCAGAGGUAAAACAUUUAGUUUAUCUGAUGUAGAUAAUGCAAUGGCUUGUUUUUGCAUCUAGCUUUGUCUUCUUCCAUCACAUGUUACCAACUGUUAAUGUUCCUACUGCAGCCUGGUUCUGUACAUUCUGGCUAGAUUUGGACUUUACAUCCUCUCACUGUGUUUUUGUUUUUCUUAGCUUUUGGAAGAAUUAUGUAAAAUAGCCAUGUGUUUUAAUAUGACUGGAUUUAUGGAUUAAAGUCAUACAAUAUUGUAAUAACAA